UUCACGGAGGUUGAUGCCCUCUGUUGCGGAUGCUUUGGCAUCUUGCUCUUUCGUCUUGCUUUCAUUUCUAAUGAAUUGCCUCCUUACCCCCUUUCUUGUUCCUUUUUCCCUGGAUGCAAUUUCAAAUAUCUCUUUCUUGGGUGUCUUUAAAAAUAUCUGAUCCCCGCAAAAGCCAACCUUUCAACGCCAAGUGAGAGUGCAAACUGCAGAUUCCGCAAGGGCUUCCUUUUGUUUUUCUGUCUAAGGUGGGGACACAUCAGGCAAUCAAGCACUCUGAGCUUCUUUACCUUUCCUGAGAUAUAAGGUUGAUGGGUCUUGUCUAUACAGUCUGAAGAAGUGAACUCUGUCAUACCCUUUUGCAAGGGCUUGUUUUGUUGAAGUGGGUGAUAGUGAUUCAAUUCUUGAUCUGCAAAUUCCAGUGGAUCGUGUGAUUUUCUGAGGGGUUGCCAGUUUAGUUCGAUAAUGAGAGGAGCUGUGUGGGUUGCUGUUGCUGCUUCCGUUGGUAAUUUGCUUCAAGGAUGGGACAAUGCUACUAUUGCUGGUGCCGUUUUGUACAUAAAGAGGGAAUUUAAUUUAGAUAGUGAACCGGCUUUAGAAGGGCUAAUAGUGGCCAUGUCACUUAUUGGUGCCACUUUGGUUACUACUUGCUCUGGAGCGAUUGCAGACUGGCUUGGUCGCCGUCCUAUGCUAAUUAUUUCGUCGGUGUUUUAUUUCGUCAGCGGUAUUGUUAUGCUGUGGUCCCCCAAUGUUUAUGUGCUACUCCUUGCAAGGUUUUUAGACGGACUUGGUGUUGGCUUGGCUGUAACUCUUGUUCCGCUCUACAUAUCUGAGACUGCCCCGCCGGAAAUAAGGGGUACGCUGAAUACGCUGCCACAAUUCACCGGUUCUGGUGGGAUGUUUAUAUCGUAUUGCAUGGUUUUCGGGAUGUCUUUGAUGGAGUCACCGAGUUGGAGGUUGAUGCUCGGAGUUCUGUCGGUUCCCUCCCUCGUUUAUUUUGUAUUGAUGAUAUUUUUCUUGCCUGAGUCUCCGCGGUGGCUUGUGAGUAAAGGGCGGAUGCAUGAGGCUAAGAAAGUCUUGCAGAAGCUAUGUGGCAGAGAAGAUGUAUCUGGUGAGUUGGCUUUGCUGGUGGAGGGAUUAGCAGUAGGGGGCGAAGCAUCCUUAGAGGAGUACAUAAUUGGCCCGCCCAAUGAUCAGAUGGAUGACCAGGAUAUAUCCAAUGAAAAAGACCAAAUCAAGUUAUACGGCACCGAACAGGGUCUUUCGUGGGUUGCCAGACCCAUCUCUGGGCAGAGUGCUGUAGGUCUCGUGUCUCGGCACGGAAGCAUGGCAAGCCAGAACGUGCCUCUCAUAGACCCUCUUGUGACCCUCUUCGGUAGUGUGCAUGAGAAGCUCCCUGAGGGAGGAAGCAUGCGCAGCAUGCUUUUUCCUCACUUUGGCAGCAUGUUCAGCGUCGGUGGUAAUCAACCGAGGAACGAGGAAUGGGAUGUGGAGAGUGUUGCCAGGGAGGGCGAGGAGUACCCAUCCGAUGCAGGUGGCGGUGAUUCAGACGACAAUCUGCAGAGUCCAUUGAUUUCACGGCAAGCAACAAGCUUGGAUCGGGAGCUGGUCCCGCCUGCCCAUGGAAGCGCUUUUAGCAUGAGACAUGGUAGUCUUGUGCAAGGAGUCGGAGAAGCGGCUGGGAGCACGGGGAUCGGCGGCGGAUGGCAACUGGCAUGGAAAUGGUCUGAUAAAGAAGGCCCAGAUGGAAAGAAGGAAGGGGAGUUCAAACGAAUCUAUUUGCACCCGGAAGCGGUCCCUGGCUCACGGCGAGGCUCUAUGUUUUCAAUUCACGGGGGUGAGGGUCCAAUGAAUGGAGAAUUCAUCCAAGCCGCCGCUCUGGUGAGUCAACCAGCUUUGUAUCCCAAGGAGCUCUUGGAGCAGCAUCCGAUUGGUCCGGCUAUGGUUCAUCCGGCCGAAACCGCCGUGAAAGGGCCAAGUUGGAAAGAUCUUUUUGAACCAGGAGUCAAGCAUGCUUUGGUUGUUGGUGUGGGGAUUCAAAUUCUUCAGCAGUUCUCUGGAAUAAAUGGGGUUCUCUACUACACUCCCCAAAUUCUUGAGCAAGCGGGAGUCGGAGUUCUACUUUUGAAUUUGGGUAUUAGUUCAGCUUCUGCAUCUCUUCUCAUUAGCGCGUUAACAACCUUAUUGAUGCUUCCCUCAAUUGCUGUCGCCAUGAGGCUCAUGGACAUUGCUGGCAGAAGGAGCCUGCUGCUCGGUACUAUACCGAUCCUGAUAGCGUCCCUCAUCAUCCUAGUCCUCAGCAGCAUCAUAAGUAUGGGCUCCGUCGUUCACGCGGCAAUCUCUACCAUAAGUGUUGUGCUCUACUUUUGUUUCUUCGUGAUGGGAUUUGGGCCAAUCCCCAACAUACUCUGCGCCGAGAUCUUCCCCACCAGGGUCCGCGGGCUCUGCAUCGCCAUAUGCGCACUCGCAUUCUGGAUCGGCGACAUCAUUGUCACAUACUCGCUGCCCGUGAUGCUCAAGUCUGUGGGCCUUGCUGGUGUGUUCGGCAUGUAUGCGGUUGUGUGCCUCAUAUCAUGGGGUUUUGUCUUUAUGAAAGUCCCCGAAACGAAGGGCAUGCCUCUUGAGGUCAUCACCGAGUUCUUCUCCGUCGGGGCGAAGCAGGCCGCGGCCGCAAGGAACAACUAAUUGCACGGUUGACAUUGGAUAGAGAGGUGCUUGAGUUUUCCAGUUUUGGGUGGUUGCCUUCCUCUUUUCUUGGUGUUACCCUCCUUUUCCCCUUAUUUUUCGGUUGAAAGAACCAGGAAAGUGACUUCCUUGAGGACUGUAAUUUGUAACUUGUUCUUACUUUUAUUCGUUUGUUACAUCUGGAUUUGCUUUUUGUAAAUGCACAAUUUUGGACUUGUGAGUCCUAUUCAUAUUUGAAAGGAUACUUUCUGCUAA
Molecule: messenger RNA, 2937 nt
Organism: Syzygium oleosum
Lineage: Eukaryota; Viridiplantae; Streptophyta; Magnoliopsida; Myrtales; Myrtaceae
Product: monosaccharide-sensing protein 2-like
Exons: 6
Coding region: 463-2682 (739 amino acids)
Biological process (GO): transmembrane transport
Cellular component (GO): membrane
Molecular function (GO): myo-inositol:proton symporter activity
Source: RefSeq, a predicted model, not a curated record